UAACAAAUCUCCCAAAAUCUCUCCCAUCCACUACUCCAUCUCCUUUUUAAGCCCCAUUCAUCCCCUCCGUUUUCCUCACACCGCAAUUGCUUCCUUCUUCCUCCUCACCACACUACACACACCCCUUCCACUUUUCCACAUCCAGAGGAAGCAGGUUUCCCCCCGCCUCCUUCCUCUGCCGCCAUGGCCUUCUUUCACUCUCCCGCUCUUCUUCUUCUACUUUUCCUAUCUCUUCCAUUCUCAGUUCAAUCUCAGCUUUCUCUCCAUUAUUACCAGAAGACUUGCCCGGAUUUUGCACAAAUCGUUCAUGACACUGUUGCUCGCAAGCACGCUACUAGCCCUGUCACGGCCGCUGCAUCUAUGCGCCUCUUCUUCAGCGAUUGUUUGGUUGGAGGCUGCGAUGGCUCUGUUCUUGUUUCAUCCAAUGUCUUCAACCACGCCGAGCGCGAUGCUGAACUCAACCGCGAUCUUCCUGGUGAUGCCUUUGACGUCGUCACUCGAGCGAAAAUUACCUUAGAGCUCUCCUGCCCUGGCAUCGUCUCUUGCUCCGACGUGUUAGCGCAGGCGACUAGAGAUCUCAUCGCGGCCGCAGGCGGACCAUCGUACAAAGUUGAGUUAGGGCGAAAAGAUAGCCUCGUCUCCAAAGUUUCAGACGUGGAAGGCAACAUUCCAAAACCGAAUCAAUCGAUCGACGAGUUGAUCAAGCUAUACGCAGCGAAAGGCUUCACGAUUCAAGAAAUGGUAGCGCUAUACGGCGGACGCACGAUCGGAUUCUCAAAUUGCAGGGAAUUCAGCGACCGGCUCUUCAACUUCGGCAAAAACACACCAACAGAUCCUGAGAUUAAUUCGAAAUACGCGGAGGCGUUGAAGAAGUCCUGUGCCGAUUACGAGAAGAAUCCAGCAAGUUCGGCGUACAGCGACCCUGUAACGCCAGGGAAGUUCGACAACGUAUACUACCAGAAUCUGCUGAGAGGAAUGGGACUGUUGGCGUCGGAUCACGCGCUGGUGAAGGAUCCGAGGACAAGGAAAUUCGUGGAGAUGUAUGCAGGAAACCAGGCAUUAUUCUUCAAGGAUUUCGGAGAGGCGAUGGAGAAGAUGAGCGUUCGAGAGGUGAAAACUGGCGGGAAAGGAGAAGUGAGGACAAGAUGCGAUGCGUUCAAUUCAAUCAACCAUUAGGCCAUUUUUUUUCAAGAUUGAUUUGGGGAAGUUUAUAGGUGGAAGAGAGUGAGAGGAACAGGGAGAGGAAGAUUGUAAUUGUGGUUAUUUCAUGUUUUAAUGAACUGAAUUUUCUU
Molecule: messenger RNA, 1292 nt
Organism: Cucurbita maxima (winter squash)
Lineage: Eukaryota; Viridiplantae; Streptophyta; Magnoliopsida; Cucurbitales; Cucurbitaceae
Product: peroxidase 41-like
Exons: 1
Coding region: 184-1176 (330 amino acids)
Biological process (GO): response to oxidative stress; hydrogen peroxide catabolic process
Molecular function (GO): peroxidase activity; heme binding
Source: RefSeq, a predicted model, not a curated record